Molecule: messenger RNA, 1074 nt
Organism: Clonostachys rhizophaga
Lineage: Eukaryota; Fungi; Ascomycota; Sordariomycetes; Hypocreales; Bionectriaceae
Source: the annotation of a GenBank genome assembly
AUGGAUCAGACGUUGGUUCGGAACUUCAACCCUACCACAAACCCUCGUCAAAGUAUUGCGUGGCAGAUGACAAAAGCCACUGUUGACAACAGCCUGGUGUUUGUCAGGUAUCUCGUCGACCAACAGGGCGUCGAUGUCAAUGGAGCCGACUAUAAUGGCUUCGCGCCAGACGCCGAGUGCCGUUAUUGGGCGGAGAAUUUGAGACACCCUGUGAUUGUUGCUGCUACUCUCGAGCGAUUCGAAAUCGCCAUAUACCUCAUCGAGAGAGGAGCCCAAGUCAAUUCACGUUCUCCGAUAAGCCAAGAAACACUGCUGCACAAGGCAGCGGAAAAGGGCAAUUCUGCGUUCCUGAAUUAUGUUCUUGAGCUUCCCGGCAUCGAGAUCGAUCCUUUGGAUUCGAGAAUGGAAACUCCAGCAGUCAAGGCCACGCGUUUCAACCACCUCACUGCUGUCGAGGCUCUGAUCAGACGCGGUGCGAGUGAGAACAUCCCUCUCCCCCUUGCUGUUGCGAUGGGACGCACAGCAAUCGUCAGGCUUCUCCUCGAAACCGGCGCGGACCCUGAACAAAUCGGACAGGGCGGACGGCCACUCUUGUACGUUGCGGCGGCACAGGGCAAUACGUCGGUCGUCGAGGCCUUACUCGAGGCUGGGGCCCAUGAAGACCCUGUAACGAGGGCUUAUUGUCCGGCAAUGACCGCGGCUACAACCCAAGGUUCGCAUCACAUCGUUCAGCAGCUUCUGUCAAGGGGAUGGAGCCCUGACGGCGACGGUCUCGAUAGGGACCAUCUCCCUCCACUGCAUGCCGCUCUCAAGUCUGGAUACACGAUUGUUGCCACUAUUCUCAUAAACAAUGGCGCGGAUGUCAAUAUGCUUGAUGCUGAUGGCAUACCGGUGGUGUUCUACGCUGCUGAACUCGGUAACAUCGAAAUUUUGACUCUUCUGCAGAGUCGUGGAGCUGACCUGAGCAUCAAUGUCAAUGGUGUCACCGCACAGCAAAAGGCCGCUGAGCGUGGCCGAAGAGAUGCGGUCCGUUUCUUCAGAAGACAGGGUCAUCCAUCACCAGAUGCGCAAUAG